Molecule: messenger RNA, 6710 nt
Organism: Peromyscus maniculatus bairdii (prairie deer mouse)
Lineage: Eukaryota; Metazoa; Chordata; Mammalia; Rodentia; Cricetidae
Source: RefSeq, a predicted model, not a curated record
AAGGCUCCGGCAACCGCAGCCGUCGGGUCGCGGAGGCUUUCGCUUUGCCGCCGCGUUUGGGCGGCGGGAGGAGCGGACUGGGCGGCCGGCUCUUAGGACUUCAGGAUCUGGCGGCGCCGAGGGGGCGCUUUUAGUGUAGCCCUCCCGGUUUAAGGCUCUUUUGCCGAGGCGCCCGUGCUCCCGGGCUCCUCGCCUCGGCUCCCCGCGGCCCCGAUGCCGAGGCAUGGAUAGAGCGGCGUUGCGCGCGGCGGCGAUGGGUGAGAAGAAGGAGGGCGGUGGCGGGGGCGCCGCGGCGGCCGCGGACGGGGGCGCAGGGGCCGCGGCCAGCCGGGCGCUGCAGCAGUGCGGUCAGCUGCAGAAGCUCAUCGAUAUCUCCAUCGGCAGUCUGCGCGGGCUGCGCACCAAGUGCUCUGUGUCCAACGACCUCACGCAGCAGGAGAUCCGGACCCUGGAGGCAAAGCUGGUGCGAUACAUCUGCAAACAGCGGCAGUGUAAGCUGAGUGUGGCCCCCAGUGACCGGACUGCCGAGCUCAACAGCUACCCUCGCUUCAGCGACUGGCUGUAUAUCUUCAACGUGAGGCCCGAAGUGGUGCAGGAGAUUCCCCAGGAGCUAACACUGGAUGCCUUGCUGGAGAUGGAUGAGUCCAAGGCCAAGGAGAUGCUGCGGCGCUGGGGGGCCAGCGCUGAGGAGUGCAGCCGGCUUCAGCAAGCGCUCACCUGCCUUCGGAAGGUGACCGGCCUGGGAGGGGAGCACAAAGAGGACUCUGGUUGGAGUUCGGCAGAGGCGCAGCGGGAAAGCAGCUCGGGGCCUUCAGUGGACAUGCUCUCCCCGCUGGGCAGAGCGGGUGCCGGCACUCAGGGUCCUCGCUCCGUCUCCGUGUCAGCCCUGCCUGCCUCGGACUCUCCAGGCCCUGGCCUCAGUGAGGGCCUCUCGGACACCUGUAUUCCCUUGCACGCCAGUGGCCGGCUGACCCCCCGGGCCCUGCACAGCUUCAUCACACCCCCUACCACACCCCAGCUACGACGGCACGCCAAGCUGAAGCCGCCAAGGACACCCCCACCGCCAAGCCGCAAGGUCUUUCAGCUGCUGCCCAACUUCCCCACACUCACACGCAGCAAGUCCCACGAGUCCCAGCUGGGAAACCGAAUCGAUGAAGUCUCCCCAAUGAGGUUUGACCUCCCUCAUGGAUCCCCACAGCUGGUACGAAGGGAUAUCGGGCUCUCAGUGACACACAGGUUCUCCACAAAGUCAUGGCUGUCACAGGUCUGCAACGUGUGCCAGAAGAGCAUGAUGUUCGGGGUGAAAUGCAAACACUGCAGGUUGAAAUGUCACAACAAGUGCACAAAGGAAGCCCCCGCCUGCAGAAUAUCCUUCCUCCCACUAGCCAGGCUUCGAAGGACAGAGUCUGUCCCCUCAGACAUCAACAACCCGGUGGACAGAGCAUCAGAGCCCCAUUUUGGAACCCUUCCCAAGGCCCUGACGAAGAAGGAGCACCCUCCAGCCAUGAACCUGGACUCCAGCAGCAACCCGUCCUCCACCACGUCCUCCACACCGUCGUCACCAGCGCCCUUCCUGACCUCAUCCAACCCCUCCAGUGCCACCACGCCCCCCAACCCCUCGCCUGGCCAGCGGGACAGCAGAUUCAGCUUCCCAGCUGCCCACUUCAUUCAUCAUAGACAGCAGUUUAUCUUUCCAGACAUUUCUGCCUGUCCUCAGGCAGCCCCGCUCUCCAGCACGGCCGACAGCACACGGCCCGAGGACCAGCCCAAAGCAGACGUGCUGGGUGUUCAAGAAGCAGAGGCUGAGGAGCCUGAGGCGGGCAAGUCCGAGGCAGAAGACGAUGAGGAUGAGGUGGACGACCUCCCCAGCUCCCGCCGGCCUUGGCGGGGCCCCAUCUCUCGAAAAGCCAGCCAGACUAGCGUGUACCUACAGGAGUGGGACAUCCCCUUUGAACAGGUGGAACUAGGCGAGCCCAUUGGGCAGGGCCGCUGGGGCCGGGUGCAUCGAGGCCGAUGGCAUGGCGAAGUGGCCAUUCGGCUGCUGGAGAUGGACGGCCACAAUCAGGACCACCUGAAGCUGUUCAAGAAGGAGGUGAUGAACUACAGGCAGACCAGGCACGAGAACGUGGUGCUCUUCAUGGGGGCCUGCAUGAACCCACCCCACCUGGCCAUUAUCACCAGUUUCUGCAAGGGGCGGACAUUGCACUCAUUCGUGAGGGACCCCAAGACGUCUCUGGACAUCAACAAGACGAGGCAGAUCGCCCAGGAGAUCAUCAAGGGGAUGGGCUAUCUUCAUGCCAAGGGCAUUGUGCACAAAGACCUCAAGUCCAAGAAUGUCUUUUAUGACAAUGGCAAAGUGGUCAUCACAGACUUCGGGCUGUUCGGGAUCUCGGGCGUGGUCCGGGAGGAACGGCGUGAGAACCAACUGAAGCUGUCCCAUGACUGGCUGUGCUAUCUGGCCCCCGAGAUUGUUCGAGAAAUGACACCCGGGAGGGAUGAGGACCAGCUGCCCUUCUCCAAAGCUGCUGACGUCUAUGCGUUCGGGACUGUGUGGUAUGAGCUGCAGGCAAGAGACUGGCCCUUUAAACACCAGCCUGCAGAGGCCUUGAUCUGGCAGAUCGGAAGCGGGGAAGGAGUGAGGCGUGUCCUGGCGUCCGUCAGCCUGGGGAAGGAAGUCGGCGAGAUACUGUCUGCCUGCUGGGCUUUCGACCUGCAGGAGAGACCCAGCUUCAGCCUGUUGAUGGAGAUGCUGGAGAAGCUGCCCAAGCUGAACCGGCGGCUCUCCCAUCCCGGGCACUUUUGGAAGUCGGCUGAGUUGUAGGCCUGGCUGCCUUGCAUGCCUCAGGGCUUCCUUCUUCCUAAUCGCCAGCUCAGCUCCGUGACUUCUGCUAAGACUCAAAAUGCCAGCGGGCACUAACCCAGGGGAUGCCGUCUCUGCUGCUCCGGUCUCCCCCUCCAGACUCCUUCCUGUGCUCUGUUUUUAACAACGGCCCCUCCCCUGCACAUGGCCUGCGGGCACCUGACUUGAGUCACUGCCAGGGGAGGAUGGCACUAACGGGGUGACCCCUCAAGGCGGAAGAACAGCUCUCAGCUGCCUUCGUGGAUGAGACGGUCUUUUCUCUCUUGUUCUCCCAAGAGUGGCUCUUGCUUGUGUUCCUCUGGUCCCUAGUCCCUACUAACACCUUCAUGAGCUCCUGCUGAGCAUGCUCAGAGGAUGGGGAGGGACUUGGCAACCCUGGAACGUUGUCCUGCAAGGGAUGUAGUGGUUCAGAGCUGCCCAGACCUAGCCCUGAGGUCAUGGGCCCUGUCUAGAGUCUUGUGUCUGUCUUGUGAAGACAAAGGACAGUAGGCAUGCAAACACACACACUCACACACACAAAUCGUAUUGCCAUAUGGGGAAGACAUCAGUUCAGAAGGGCUGGGUCCUUAGGAGUCCCACUCAGAAAUGUUGUUCUAAGCGAAGUGAUACCUGUCACUCAGUAAUGGAGACAGAGCUGUUCUCACAUCGGCUAGGGGUUCCAUGGCCCUGACCAGAUUUCUGCAGUUGGGCUCAGGAUUCUGCUCCAUAGUGGCUCCAGUGGACCCCACGUGAGCACCAUUUCUCAGAGGAGUGUGUGCCAUCAGCCCUGAUACAGAUCCUCUGGUCUCUCACUAGUACCACAUCCACACAGAGCAGCCCCAGGACUUAGGGUGGCCAGGAGCAGCUCGGCCAAGAAGUUAUCCUUACUCCGAUCCUCUGCUAAGCAUAACCAGUGACACCUUAACUCUGGUCCAAACCAGCAGAGCCAUAAUCCAUGUCUCUGCUCCUCUCCGCAGCAUUAACAGCAGCAAAAUCAUGCCCCGCUUUGAAAGGUUUGGCCUGGGGGCCCUGGAGUCCAGUAAUCCAAAGAUGUAGCCGGCCAUGCACAUUCGUGCAGAGGGUGUCUCCCUUUCUGAAACCUGGUUAUGAAACACGCAAACCACCGCCACGAGGAACGAGAGAGGCGUUGCAUGCCAAGCUACAGACCAGGAGUAUGACUCCUCCGUGAGGAAUGUGAUGGCAGCGGUGUGGGGGGCUCAGGAUCGGAGCCGUACGUGCCACUCCAGAUGACACCACUAAGCCAGUGUUUACACAGAGGUUUCCGCCCCGCAAGCUUGGUGUUUUAUGGUAGUUAAUAAUAGUUCCACAGAAGGGGGCUGGCACUUCGGAGCAACAGAAAUGCCCCCCCUCUCGCUGCCCCCUUCUCCAAGGUCCUGCAGCAGUGAGGGGCCCAGGGUUGAGCAAGAAGGAAGAAAAGCAGCAUGAAUGUAGCUGUUCUGGGGAAAGAGGACAUGGCGGGAGGUUUGCCCUGGCCUAUGCUUUGGCCCUGACCCCCACUGGCCCCUCUCUUUGUCCAUAAGGAACACCAACCCUUCCUUAGCUAGUGGGAGAAAGCCUGGCUAGGAACCCUUCUGGAUUAUGGGGUCAGGAGUUCCUCAAGAGUUUGGAUUUAGUUUCUGCUCUGAUCCCGGCUUGGUGUGCUAAAAAGUACAGACAGAAUCCUAGUGGCUUCUAGAUGGAUCUGAUGGAUCUUAGCCCGGCUUCUACCACAGGGGAAGGAAAUAGUCACACAUCUGGGGAGACAUCUGCUGCUUCUCCGAGGCCUCCAGGCAGACAUGAAGCCUGUGGAACUCAGCCUGUAUCAUCACCCCCCACCCCCAAUGCCUCACAUUUACCCCCGGAGCCGUGAGCUCGCCCGUCAGCUGUGUGUACAGUGUGUUCUUGAUUGAUGAGAAUAGAGAAGAGGUGAAUACGGCCCUUGGUGACCCUAGCACUUUAAAACUCACCUCUGUCGUGCCAGAAGUUUCCAGACCUCUCACCACUUCCACUUCCCCUGUCUCAUCAACGCCUUUUAGCCCAUUCUGACUCCUGUGUGUGCCCUGAGCUCAGACGGGGGCAUGAGGCUGUCCAGACACUUCAUUCAGUAAGACGUACCUAGUAAGUCCCUAUCUGUGGGCCUCCGACGUCUGUGUUCACUCCAGCGAGCAGGAGGGCUGGGUCGGGGUAAGUCAGAUGGGCUCUGCAGAAACUGUCACCUACAGACCCCACGACCAGAGUGCGGAAGAAAUGGGAGUGGAGAGGUGGUUAGGUCCAGGCCCCUAGGCUCACGGUCCCGCUGUGGCAUGGCCGGGUGGCUCCCUCUUCGUUAAACACCAAACACAUCCUCAGUUUUCAGAACCUGCCCUAGCGUCAGAGCCUGGUCCAGGUGUCUGAUAAAACAGGCCAUUCUCUGAGAAGUUGUGGGACUCUGCCUGCAUCCCCCCACCCCACCACCCCACCCCAUCCCCCACCCCCGCAGCACAGUUGUUCAUGCUACAGGAGAGCUGGGACAGGAGCAUCGUGACCCUGCCCCAGUGUGGGGAGGAAGAGCUGUGAGCCUGUGUUCAGCUCUGCGUGGGUCAUCUGUCCUCUGAAAUGGAACUGUCCUAUCACUUCCUCAUCCCUGUGACUUCCCACCCUAGCCCUUGGUGUGACCUCCUGACUCCCAAACCUCGUGGUGUAUGACUACAGCCUCUGGCUGUCUCAUGGCCGUACCUCCCCGGAGGCCACAGUGUCUGGGCCUCUGGCCGUUCCUUCCCUUGGCAAAUGUCAUGACAUUGACCUCCCCUCACAGGUAGAACAUGAGCCAUCAGGCUGGCAGCCGGGUUAACGCUUCCAGUCAUCCCGCGGCACCAAACCACACGGGGCAUCACACACAGCCCCCUGACGGCGAGCCUGGGUCUCGCUCUCUACUGUGAACAUCUCUGUUCAGAAAGCUUUGAGCCCUGCAGUGAAUGUGGCCUUGUGCUGGGGACCAGAUAGGAGUAGUCAUGGUCCCUGCCUUAAGAGCUGUCUAUCUGCCGGGGGCCAUUAUGCAGGGGACCCAACAUCUGCCUGGGACCCUGGGGCCACUUGGCCCCGAGGGUGCUGGAACCUUCCCCACUUCCUCUCUGAGGCCUCCUCCGUACUGCCCUUCCUUUAAGGGAGUCCCCCAUCAUGGUCCCCGUUUCCUUUUCUACUUUAAGUGACUGUGAAUUGAGGUUAGGAAAGUCGGCCUCCUCUGUGCUCUCCUUGUCUCCCGGGAAACACAUGAAGAAUGACAGAUACUGUGAAUUCAGCCCCUGUAGCCACUGUGAAGGCAAUGAAAAGAGGCUUGAGCUGUAGGGGGUCUGCCCACCUAAAAAGUCUGAGUCCAGCAGAAACUUUGUCCUUUUCCAGGCACUCUGAGUUCCCAGUCUCGCCUCCAGGGAGGCCUUGACCCAUCAGAGUGGCGGCGAAGUCAUGAAUCCUAGCUAGUGCUGGUCUGUCUGGCCGCUCCUAUGCACCAAACUGAAGCCCUUGGCCAUUGUCUUCUUGUGGUCCAGGCCGGGAGUGGCAAGCGUGUGUUGCUCUGUAGUGACAGAGCAGGGUGGAAUAGCCAUGCUGUGCUGCGGCACUAGCCAGGACAUCAUCGGUGUGUGCUCCCGGUGUCUCUGUGGCCACAAGGCACACGUUUAUUUGCUCAUUUUGAAUGUGAUGUAAAAUUUGUACAGUAAAAGUUUUUAUAUUUUCUAUCAAUUGCAUUUGUCUUCCAGAAAUGCUUUAAUUUAAAUUAAAAUGGUUAGUCUGGAUGAACGUGUUAUAUUGGGGUUUUUGCCACUGCUAAGAAUGUACCCUCUGGCUGAGCCAGGCCUAGGGGUCUGGAGUUUGUGAAUAAAGUUUUACCAAGGUC